Camellia sinensis is the source of this 1539-nucleotide messenger RNA. Lineage: Eukaryota; Viridiplantae; Streptophyta; Magnoliopsida; Ericales; Theaceae. The record is from RefSeq and is a predicted model, not a curated record.
AUGAUUCUAGAAGCAUACGUUGCUAAGUCACGACCACAAGAAAAAAUUGAAGAUAAGAUCGAGAAUGCAUCUGAGAAGGCAUACGGGAUCGUGAAAUGUUCUCCAAACCCACCCAGCAACAAAAGUUGUCCUCCAAAGCUUCCCAACAACAACAACAACAACAACAAUUGUCCUCCAAACCAAACCAAUCCCAGCUGUACCCCAGCUUCGCAACCUGGGAUCAACAUCAUGGGUGGUGGAAAGAUGGGCGACAGUUCCUACAACGUGAUUGGGCCCGGGGGCAACAGUGGGACCAUCAACUUUGGCGGUGGCAACCGUCCUCUGUCGUCUUCGUCUACGUUUGCUUCAUCUUCGUCUGCUCCUCAGCUCAUCUUCGUCUUCAUCUUCGUCUCAGCUCCUCAGCUCGUCGAUCUUCUCCAGCCGUUCGUCGCUCGUCUUCAUCGCCCUCGUCGUUCUCGUCACUCUGUCAUCUUCGUUACUCUGGUAUCUCACACCCUUGGUUUAUAUAAAUAUAUAUAUAUAUAUAUUUUCCAAAAAUUCCCUCAACCAUUUUGUUACAGGAAGGACUUUGAACAUUAUGCCUUUACCUGCUUCCAAGCUUUUGGAGACAGAGUGAAGUACUGGAUCACUUUCAAUGAGCCUCGGGGUGUCUCAAUAGAUGGGUACAACUGGGGAAUUCAAGCUCCUGGGAGAUGUUCACUUCUCGCCCAUGUUUAUUGUAAGAAAGGAAAAUCAUCCACUGAACCAUACAUUGUAGCUCACAACAUCCUCUUGGCUCAUGCUGCUGCUUAUCAGACUUACCAGCGCCAUUUCAAGGAUAGUCAAGGAGGACUGAUUGGGAUAGCCCUGGAUGCAAAAUGGUAUGAGCCAAUGUCUGAUUGUGAUGAGGACAAAGAUGCUGCAAGUAGAGCAAUAGAUUUUGGUCUCGGAUGGUUCCUUGAUCCGCUUCUGCUUGGCGAAUAUCCUCUUUCAAUGCAGAAGAACGUCGGUGAGAGACUACCUAAGAUCACUCACAAGUUGUCAAGAUCGUUGGUUGGGUCUUUGGACUACAUAGGCAUAAACCAUUACACCACACUGUAUGCUCGGAACGACAGAACUCGGAUUCGGAAAUUCGUAAUGCAGGAUGCUUCCGCAGAUGCUGCUGUGAUCACUGCCUCUUCCAGGCACGGAGUUCCCAUUGGAGACAAAGCUGCUUCUUCCUGGUUACACAUAGUCCCAUGGGGCAUCCGGAAAUUAAUGAGAUAUGUGAAGCAUAAAUAUGGAAAUCUACCAGUGAUAAUCACUGAAAAUGGUGUGGAUGAUCCAAAUAAGUUUUACAUACCUUUAGACAAGGCUUUAAAAGAUGACAAGAGGAUAAGAUUUCACAGGGACUACCUCUCAAACCUCUCUGCUGCUAUUAGGUACUGGUAAAAUCCCAAGCUGGUUCUUCACUAUACUUUGUCACAAAUACAUUUUGGGGAAUUAGAAAUCAGUGGAAAGAAGUUAAAAGCAACACUCCAUUUGUUUCUGUGAAAACCAUUUAAAAAAAAAAAACAUUUA